CAAUCAUGAGUUCGUCUAGGUGGACAGAAAAUAGGGAAGUAAAUAAAGAAAUCCAAAAGCUAAAACUUCAACAGCAAGAGCAAAAUUUGGUUACUUAUUUCAGUUCUUCAUCAGAACGAUCAGAUUCCGGAACAAGUGCUGAAGAAAAUCGAAGCGAAAGUUCAGACAAUGAUUUAUAUAGUGGAACAUCCGACAGAAAUUUAACAGAUGAAAGUUUAAGAAUGACGACAGAAAAUUUACUACUUCACCAGGACAUUUGUGCUAGGGGACAAUUGAUUGAAUUUGAAUCUUCAGCCUCAGAUAGAGAUAACAGAUCUGCGGUAUCUGCGGCACAUUUUGACAACUCCUUACAUAAUAAUGACACAUCAUCUUUAUACACAACAACCACAGAUUCUGCUGCAAUUUAUUACAACACAAGUACCGAUAGUAGCUACAGCGAUGAAAUUUUAAACAACUUUGAUGAUAUUGCAAAUGAAAAUCCAAUUGAGGAAGCUUUUAACGGACUAACCAUUACGGAGCGUAUCGCACAGAUAAAAAUCAAGACUAAUUGUUCUCUAACAACUAUCGCUGAAAUUUCAAAUCUCUUACGCGACUUGGGGCAUAACAUACCUAAGGAUCCAAGAACCAUUAUGAAGACGAAAGUUUGCGACUUAACGAAGUUAAAUAACGGUGUCCAAUGCAACAGCAACUCAUUCGUCCACCUUGGAUUAAUUGAAGGGAUAAGGAAAAAAUUGAUGAACGCCGACAAAAAGCUGAUGAUGCUUAUUCUUCAAUUUAAUAUUGAUGGUUUACCGCUCUGGAGGAGUAGCCGCACGCAAUUCUGGCCAAUUGUUUGUCGCAUUAUUAAUUGUCAAGAUAGUAGUGAAUUUCUCGUCACUUUACACUGUGGAGUUGGAAAACCGCUAAGCGUCAGAUCAUAUCUUCGGCCUUUUUUGGACGAAUUAAAAGCGCUUUUAAACGACGGAUUACUUCACUUUGGGCAAAAAUUUGACAUUCGAAUUGGCGCUUUCUGUUGUGACGCACCAGCUCGCGCAUUAAUCAAGCAAAUCAUUGGACACACGGGAUAUUGCGCAUGUGAACGAUGCGAAACACAUGGAAUGAGAUCUGAUAAUAGAACGACGUUUCCACAACUAACGGCAGCUUUAAGAACUGAUGAGUCUUUUAGAGCUGGUUCUGAUGAACAUCAUCAUAAUUCCAUUAGCCCUCUUGAAGAAAUCGAUAAUUUAGACAUGGUGUUUGACAUACCGUUGGAUUAUCUUCACCUGGUUUGUUUUGGAGCCAUGAAACGCCUUCUGAAAAUGAUUUGGUUGGAACAACACCCCGAUUGCGUGAGUAAGCAACAACAACGAUUGAUAAAUGAAUUAAUCAGAUUAUGUGCCAUGCAACUACCAAAGGAAUUCAAUCGAAAAGGUCGAUCGCUUGAGGAUAUAAGUAACUGGAAAGCCACAGAAUUUAGGACGUUUCUUCUCUACACUGGAAAACUCAAAAGGCUUCUUAGAAAUUCAAGACUUCCUCUCAAGCAAAUUGUGCGAAGGUUAUCAGAAAUCGAUGCUAUGCAAAGUGCGAUGAAGAGAACUGGAUUAAAUGAGCGUUGCGGAAAAUCGAAAUCAUAUGAUACAUUCGCUACUAUCAUUCCACAGUCUAAAAAUGAUUCCUAUAUUAUCGUUCCAAGGGCUAGGCAUCCAAUAGUUAUUAAAGUUACAGCUAUGGAUUCAUUAUAUGUUACAGGUUACGCUCUUAGAAUAGAAAAAAGGCGUGAUGGUAACUUUGAAGAGUUCUACUCGCACCCAGCUAAAGCAUCUGAAUUAAAUGUAUAUAAAGUGCGCGGCUUAAUAAGGCAGAAAAAAUGGAAUAAAAAUGAAAUUAAGAAUGCUAUAAAAGCUGUUUUUCUAAGAAAUAAUGUUAUGCGCGAUUAUGGUUUAGUGAUUCCACUACUACAUUUGUCAUCACAGUAA
Messenger RNA from Daphnia magna, 1955 nucleotides. RefSeq lists its product as uncharacterized. Bases 6 to 1955 code for a protein of 649 amino acids. NCBI's taxonomy places the organism in Eukaryota, Metazoa, Arthropoda, Branchiopoda, Diplostraca, Daphniidae. The transcript is spliced from 6 exons. The record is from RefSeq and is a predicted model, not a curated record.